CUGUGCUUGAUCGGCUCAUGACUCUAAAUUAUUGUUGAAAAGUCUGUUCCUGAUUGGUUCACGACUUCUACAUCAUUAUUGAAAAGUCUGAGCCUGAUUGGGUCACAACUUCUACACCAUUGUUGAAAAGUCUGUCCCUGAUUGGUUCACGAUUUCUACAUGAUUGUUGAAAUGUCUGAGCCUGAUCGGCUCACAACUUCUGCAUCAUUGUUGAAAAAUCUGCGCCUCAUUGGCUCGCAACUUCUACAUUAUCAGGGAAAAGUCUCCCCAAGCACUGAAAAAAGUACCUGAUACUGAGAGCAGUUGGUCCAUAUACUGAACAUAGGUGUAACUUUUCAAACCCCGCUCCAUAUACCGGGAUAUAUCUGUACUGUAGUAUGACAUUAGUUUAGACAGGGAAUCAAAUGAGUAAUGUCAAAAGAGCAGCUGAGGUUAGCAAUUUUUGAAAACUUUUUUGAGGUUUCUUUAGUUUUAAGUUGUAAUUCUUGACUUAGUAGAUAUUAGUGCUCUUUUGAAAUACUGUUGAAUAGAGGAAACCCAGAACAGUGAUAUGAAAGCCAAAUCACAGCAAUAGUGACUGCAGUUUGGCUUGGACCAAAGGAGCUGUCACUGUAUAAAAAAACUGAUAACUGCAACUAUGAGCAGAAGUUGCAAAACAACUGUGUGUAAUGGAAACACAUUGAAAUUCCUAAGAUUACCUUUACCUUGUGCUUCCUUUGCUUCCUCAGACUAUGCACAACUGAGGAAAAGGUGCAUUUCUCAUUUCACCUCUCUUCUUUUUCCUCUGUUUUUUUUUUUUUUUAGUUUGUGGAAGUUACAUAGAAAAAAAGCACAGGAAAUAACUCUAUAUUUGUUGACAACAGUGCUGCUAGUGGAACUUCCACCGUGGCCCGACUCACAUUUACGAUAAAGCGAAUGCUUGUUAAUUGAUUUGCAAACAAAAUGGUAUCAUUCUGAAUGGAAGCUACUUUUGUCUAUGUGUCUAACAUCAUGGAAACUCCCACGUUGUUAAUGUGUGGCAUUAUGUACUCGGAUAAUAAGACAGGGCAUGACUGGAAUAAACUUGUUUCCUUUAUUAUUAUGACCCUGAAUGCCAGAUUCUGCCCCAUGAUCCUGGAUUUUCCUGGGGUGUCAUGUAUUGAGUCAGUUCUGCCCAAUAAACAGAAUGAAAUGUACAUGGAACGGUUGCAGGAACAUGGAAUGUGUGAACUGACCGGCUGGAAUAUCCGCUUCAUUCAGACAGUCUGGAGGAAAUUCAGUUUCACAAUGUUUGGAUCAAGUCAAUGCUGCUUUCAUUACAUCAGCAAAGGAGUGGUCUGACAACCCCGUGACCAAAUUCCUCAGUUGAUAUAUGCUCCUCAAAAUUACCUGCAUUACUCUCUGAGUUAUUAAUAUUUCAUGUCAUGGUCACAUGUUUCCCUUGUUUGUAUCUGUAGGCAGUCCAUCGGGGUGCUCACGUGGCAGCCAGCGUGUCGCUUACAGCUGGGAAUCCAGAGCCCCAUGAAGGAGUUAUGUAGUGGUUGUACUCAGCGCAUCAGUGACAGGGCUUUUCAUUAAGCAAGUCAAAGAUGUCAACGAUGACUGAAAAUGGAGGCGGAGCAUCCCGAAACAUGAGUGGCGAGAAGACUUACAAAAAGACCACGUCAUCUACGCUGAAGGGUGCUAUCCAGCUAGGCAUUGGCUACACCGUGGGGAACCUGACCUCCAAACCUGACAGAGAUGUGCUCAUGCAAGACUUCUAUGUGGUGGAGAGUGUAUUUCUGCCUAGUGAGGGGAGCAAUCUGACCCCUGCACAUCACUACCCAGACUUCCGCUUCAAGACCUAUGCCCCACUGGCCUUUCGUUACUUCAGAGAGCUCUUCGGGAUCAAACCAGAUGACUACCUGUACUCUAUUUGCAACGAGCCAUUGAUUGAGUUGUCGAACCCUGGAGCGAGUGGCUCUCUGUUUUACCUGACCAGUGAUGAUGAGUUCAUCAUUAAGACCGUUCAACACAAGGAAGCCGAAUUCUUGCAGAAGCUGCUUCCAGGCUACUACAUGAACCUGAACCAGAACCCCAGGACACUCCUGCCCAAGUUCUAUGGCCUGUAUUGUGUCCAGUCUGGUGGCAUGAACAUCCGAGUGGUGGUGAUGAAUAAUGUGCUGCCACGCUCAGUGAAGAUGCACUAUAAGUACGACCUAAAGGGCUCUACGUACAAACGUCGCGCCUCCCGCAAGGAGCGUGAGAAGUCCUGUCCUACCUACAAGGACUUGGACUUCCAGGAUAUGCACGAUGGUCUUUACUUUGACACGGAGACGUACAACGCUUUGAUGAAGACCCUGCAGCGUGAUUGUCGGGUGCUGGAGAGUUUUAAGAUCAUGGACUAUAGUCUGCUGCUGGGGGUCCACGUGAUGGACCAGACCACAAAAGACGGGGAGGUGGUGGAUGCGGCUGCGGACAGGCGGCCCAUAUCGCAGAAGGUGCUGUAUUCUACAGCCAUGGAGUCAAUCCAGGGGGAUGGGAAGGCAGGUGAAGCUGUAACCACUGAUGACACGAUGGGAGGAAUUCCUGCCAGGACACACAAAGAUGAGAAGCUCCUAAUAUUUCUGGGUAUUAUUGAUAUCUUGCAGUCUUACAGAUUUAUUAAGAAGUUGGAACACUCAUGGAAGGCUCUUGUAUAUGAUGGUGACUCUGUGUCAGUACACAGGCCUGGUUUCUAUGCCAACAGAUUCCUGAAGUUUAUGAGCACAAGAGUGUUCAGGAAGAUCCACACAAUCAAACCCUCCCCUUCCAAGCGGAAUCGGAGCUCCAUCCCGGCAUUGAAGUCCUCCUCACAGGAGAUCCUGUCCUCCCAGGGUGAGGAGCGAGCUGAGGAGAGGAAGGACAGGCUUGGCGGAGCCCGGAGUUUGGCCAGUCUGGAUGGGCAAGUUUUCGGCUCUUACCAGCGCCCUGACCUGGUCCCAGCCCCAGUUGCCCUGUAUGAGGCCGGCUCCUUGGCCACCACCAUCUCUUCCUCAUCGCUCUAUGCUAAUGAGCAGUGCCUCGAGGCCCAGUCCAAGCACAGAGAUGAGUUGGCUGCUAGUUCCACCUUCACGCUGGAGGACAGUGCCAUCUGCGUAACACCUGAGGACGUAACGAUGGACGUAGACAGAGACGAUGGCUCUGUGCUUGAUGUCUAUUUGUAAAGAGGGGGCAGCGAAGACGACGGUUUCUUCCCUCUUCACCUUCCUGUAGUCAAGCAUUUGGCAACCAUCACAUUCCGCGGGACUGCGGCUUCAUACAGGCUUCAUCCCCAGAUCUGCAGUGCUACACCACUGACCCAUUCAAAUAAUAAAGCCAGAGAUGCUGCUCCUUUUACUGCAACAUAUUGCCAACUGAUGAAGGCAGGGACACAUAGUCAAAUGGCAGAUUAGCAAUUACAUAGCUGGAAAUGAAAUCAGUGAAAAAGAUAGGGUUAAAUGUUCUGCCUUGCUUCUUCUUGAGAUCCAUGCAAUCAAAUAUUACAUUUUGUAGAGGUUUAUCUUAUCAGGAAAGGUCUCAUUAUUAAACCAUAUGUAUAUUAAUACAUGCCACAAAUUCCAAAUAAACAAGAAGGCACAAGGCAUGGUAGUGCUGGCAGUUCAGCCAGUAUGUUGGGGUUGUGGGAUAUUUAAACAUUCUAUCUUUUUCCUGUCAUGUCGGGCAGUGAAUGGGGUAGACUAAUGAAGACUUGUGUGACUUUUGUAGUCAGACAUGGAGGCAUAGGUACAACCUGUCCCUUGUCUACCACAUAGGUGAAACAUGCAGGUGACUGACUGCAUUCACUCAAAAACAGCACUUUUUAUGUUUGUACUACUAAAUGUAUGUAAUAAAUACUGUCAUACAGUUUUGGUUGGUUACCAAACCUUAAAUAUAUUUUGAUCAGUGGCACAUUUUUUUCAUAUGACCAUAUAGAUAUACGUUUUAUGGCGUGUAUGUUGAACAGUUGCACAAAAGAAGAAUUAACUGAAGGUUUUCAUGCACAAAGAGUGGUUUUGCAGAAUCAUGUCUGAAACUGCAUUUUCUCAGGAUAUCUGUUUCAAACUGAACAUAUAUUCUGUUGCAAGGCCCUACACUGUAGUGCAUUUCAACAACAGCUAGCAGUUGUUAAUCAUUCUUAUGAAGUAUAUCAGUAUACCUUUUGAAUUUCAAGAUUGCACCUGUUUUGGUUCUGAGACCAUAAUUUAUUAAGUCAUAUACAAUAAAUAUAUACAGCUUGCUGAAGAUGAAAAUAUUUUA
Messenger RNA from Scleropages formosus (Asian bonytongue), 4236 nucleotides. RefSeq names its product phosphatidylinositol-4-phosphate 5-kinase, type I, beta b (gene pip5k1bb). NCBI's taxonomy places the organism in Eukaryota, Metazoa, Chordata, Actinopteri, Osteoglossiformes, Osteoglossidae. Bases 1569 to 3164 code for a protein of 531 amino acids. Gene Ontology annotation, molecular function: 1-phosphatidylinositol-4-phosphate 5-kinase activity. The record is from RefSeq and is a predicted model, not a curated record. Gene Ontology annotation, biological process: phosphatidylinositol phosphate biosynthetic process. Gene Ontology annotation, cellular component: plasma membrane. The transcript is spliced from 15 exons.